Adineta ricciae is the source of this 405-nucleotide messenger RNA. The record is from the annotation of a GenBank genome assembly. Lineage: Eukaryota; Metazoa; Rotifera; Eurotatoria; Adinetida; Adinetidae.
AUGAUGUCAAAACUCUUUAACGUUUUUUUUUCUUCUUCUUCGACAUCAACAGUGAAGUUUCUUUUUGGUAAAAUUUCACAAGACGAAAUAAAGCUUCGAGUAAAAAUGAACGCUCCUGCAAUAACAAUUGUACUCAUCGCUGCGCUAUUCUUAAUAUCUAUUAAUGAUGCUUAUGUACUUAAACAAAGUUCAAACACACCACUUGAAAUUCAAAUGUAUGAAUAUUUGCAAGUUGUCAAACAAGAAAAUCUCAUCUCUCAGCGACGAAAGCAACUUGAGAAGAAACUUUUACAGCGUGUAAACGAGAAAUCUACUAGCAACGAUAACGAUGAUGAUGAUGAUGAUUUUGGGAGAUUACUGGUUCGCCGAAAAGUAGUCGGUUUAGGAGACAAUCCAUUCAAAUAA